AUGGCUGAUACUCAAGCAAAAACCAAUGAAACAGUACUUACACUUCAACGUCUUGCCAACUUAUUACGCAUACAUAGUAUUGAAUCAACUCAAGAAGCGAACUCUGGACAUCCGACAAGUUGUAGUUCAAUGGCUGAAAUAAUAACUGUUUUGUUCUUUAAUGUUAUGCGUUAUGAUGUUAAAGAGCCUCGUCAUCCAGCAAGUGAUCGAUUUGUGCUAUCAAAGGGUCAUUGUGCUCCAAUACUUUAUGCUGCAUGGGCCGAAGCUGGUGCAUUUCCAACAUCUGAUUUAAAAAAUUUAAGAAAAAUUGAUUCUGAUUUAGAAGGUCAUCCAACGCCACGUCUUAAUUUUAUUGAUGUUGCCACUGGUUCAUUAGGACAAGGAAUUGGUUUCGCCAGCGGUAUGGCGUAUGCUGGAAAAUAUUUGGAUAAGUCAGACUAUCGUGUUUAUUGUGUACUUGGUGAUGGCGAAUGUGCCGAGGGUUCAGUAUGGGAAGCAUUCUCAUUUGCCAGUUUUUAUAAAUUAGAUAAUUUGUGUGCUAUCAUUGAUAUUAAUCGUCUUGGCCAAAGUGAUCCUACACAGUUACAACAUGAUCUGGAAACGUACAGAAAACGAGCUGAUGCAUUUGGAUGGCAUCCUAUUGCUGUUGAUGGACAAAAUGUUGAUGAAUUGUUACAAGCAUUUAAAGAAGCUGCGGAAACGAAAAAUAGACCAACAUGCAUAUUAGCUAAGACAUUUAAAGGAAGUGGAUUGAAAGGUAUCGAGAAUGAAUUGGACUGGCAUGGUAAACCUCUCGGUGAUAAAGGAAAAGAUAUUGUUGAAAGUUUAAAGAAGUUAAUUAAUGGUGAUAUAAAACAUCCACAAUUGGCGAAAAUUACAGCUAAAGUUUCUGAGAUCAAAAAAGACAGCGAGAUUAAAUUAUCAUCGCCACCAAAUUAUGAUGGAAAGAAAGAAAUUGCAACACGAUUAGCUCAUGGUACAGCAUUGGAAAAAUUAGGCAAAAGUUGUAAAUAUGUUGUUGCACUUGAUGGUGAUACAAAAAAUUCAACGUAUUCACAAAAAUUUCGUGAUUCGUAUCCAGAUCGUUUUGUUGAAUGUUACAUUGCUGAACAAAAUAUGGUAGCUGUUGCCAUUGGUAUUGCUACACGUGAUCGUUACAUCUGUUUUGUUCACACAUUUGCUGCAUUUCUGACACGUACAUUUGAUCAAAUACGAAUGGGUGCCAUAUCAUUUACAAAGGUGAAAUUUGUUGGUUCACACGCUGGCAUAUCGAUCGGUGAAGAUGGUCCAUCACAAAUGGGUUUAGAAGAUUUUGCUAUGUUUCGAAGCGUACCACAAUGUGUUUGUUUUUAUCCAUCUGACCCUGUGUCUGCUGAGCGAGCCGUAGAAUUAGCUGCUAAUUAUGAUGGUAUGGUCUAUAUUCGAACAAGUCGACCAAAUACAGCGACUUUAUAUAAGAAUGAUGAACUAUUUCAAAUUGGAAAAGCGAAAAUUAUUAUUGAAAGUUCACAAGAUAUAUGCACAAUUAUCAGUGGUGGUGUGACAUUACACGAAGCUAUAAAAGCGUCAGAAAAAUUGAAGCAAGCUGGCAAAGUAGUUCGUGUUAUCGAUUUAUUUACUGUUAAACCUAUUGAUCGUGAUACAUUACUGGCAUCGGCUAAAGCGACACAUGGUAGAUUAAUUGUUGUUGAAGAUCAUUAUCCAGAAGGUGGUUUAGGUGAAGCUGUAAUGAGUGCAUUAUGCGGUGAAGAAGGUAUUAAAAUUGUUCAUUUAGCUGUUCGUGAAAUUGCACGUAGUGGAAAACCAGCUGAAUUAUUAAGUAAAUACGGUAUUGAUUCUGAACAUAUAACAAAAAAUAUGGCUGAUGAAGAUAUCAUUUUUGGUGGUACGUCCAAUGAUGAUUAUGGCAUGUCCGAAAUGUCAUUUGCAAAUGAAUACAAGAAGGAAUUAGAAGGAACUGAAAUGCAUCGUAUGAGACAACAACAAGAGCAAGAACAAUUACGCUUGUUAGAACAACAACAGCAGGAAGAAGUCGAACGAAUGCGCUCCCAAUAUACGAUUUUGUAUCCUUCAGAGAGGAGAGAAGAACAUUUGUAUGACAAGCCAAAAUAUUGUUGUGCCCAUCAUUAUGACGAUUAUGAUCCACAUAAUCAACAUAAACAAGCAACAACCGGAGCCCAUUCGCUGAAAGAGAAUCCAACGUCUUACAUUGUCCUUGGUAGUGAGCGAAUACGUCAGUUGACUGAUGUAUAUAGACGAGAUAAAAAUUUUGUAAAAGAUGAGCAAAUGAGAAUAAAAUCUGAUUAUCCAAAACAUUACAUAUUAAAACAUGAACAAAAUAAACCAAGGAAUAUAUACGAACACCAGAGAACACAGCCAGAACAGCAAAUGUGUGAUUUAAAAGUAAAAGAAACAAAUUAUGAUGUUUCAUGUAAUUGUCAAACACCACCGUUAUGUCGUCUAUUUCAAAAUCUGGUUGAUGUUUUAAAACAGAGUAUAGAAUUUUUUCUAUUUAUUGGUUACGUUGUCAGACGACGAAAUGAAUUGUUGUAUCCUUAUUAUCCAUUUGACAAACAGCCAAAAUAUGUGAAUGAUCAUCCAACAUUUUUAUCGAAAACUUAUCCAUUUGUACGGAAGCCAAAUGAUUGUGAAUUACAAAAAAUAAAACCGUUUAGGGAUAAUGUAUCAUCUUAUAUAAAAAAUCCACCAAAACAUGUUGUUAACGAUACAUGUUAUGUCAUUCAUUGA
Messenger RNA from Didymodactylos carnosus, 2748 nucleotides. The record is from the annotation of a GenBank genome assembly. NCBI's taxonomy places the organism in Eukaryota, Metazoa, Rotifera, Eurotatoria, Philodinida, Philodinidae.